GUCAUUAGUGCGGGUCACACGUCUGCUCAGAGCAUUAGUGUUUUCAGUUACAGCUCAGUGCAUGUGUUCUGUGAAGCAUGGAGUACGCAAAAACCUUGCUUCCCACAUCUCUGAUGAGGUCUGUGUCGUCUGUGCAGACGUCUCUUAUCCAGCGAAUGCUGUCCUCUCCUCAGCCCCGUCCGUACAAGGUCUGCACGCAGAACCGCCGCAGGAGGAAAGGCUUCACCUCCACCUGUCUAACAGACCUCAUGGAGCAGGUGGCCAGUUCUUUCUUGAUAACGUGUCAGUUCCUCACACUUGUGCUGGAGGAUGAUGGGACGGUGGUGGACUCUGAGGCUUUCUUUCAGUCUCUGCCUACAAAUACAGCAUUCAUGGUCCUGGAGAAAGGGGAAGCAUGGACCCCCAAUACACUGGUUCUGCCAAGUUUCAGAAAGCCAAGAAGAAGUGGAAUUGCUAAAUUGAGCUUUGACCUGUACAAACUGAACCCAAAGGAUUUACUGGGAUGCCUCACCGUUAAAGCCACACUCUGUGAAAUAUACACUCUCUCAUAUGACAUCACGUGCGGCAGAGCCAAGUACUUUCUGAAGUUUUUAUUGUGGUGUUUGGUGUACAUGGCCAAACUGGCGGGUCAGGUUCUCCUGUGUGGAUCCACAUACGUGCUGUGGUAUAUUGGAGACGAGGAAACCUCUGACUAAACGUCAUCAGCUGCUGACAGAUCGAAAUAGAGCGAAGAAAUCAAUACUGCACUCACGUUUAGUUUUUGCUUAGACAAAUAUCAAUAUAUAUUUGUCCUGGUAUGUUAUGUUUUAUGUGGCAUAACUGCUUAGUUCUAAAAUGUACUGUGUAAAAAAAAAUAAUAAUUGUGAACUAAAGGA
This is a messenger RNA of Carassius auratus (goldfish), 875 nucleotides long. It is a transcript of the gene cidea, whose product is annotated as cell death inducing DFFA like effector a. The transcript has 5 exons. Gene Ontology annotation, biological process: regulation of apoptotic process; apoptotic process. The record is from RefSeq and is a predicted model, not a curated record. Lineage: Eukaryota; Metazoa; Chordata; Actinopteri; Cypriniformes; Cyprinidae. Bases 78 to 695 code for a protein of 205 amino acids.